CAACGCUUAUAAGGCGAAUAACAUUAUCCUGCAGUGCCUUUCCCCAGUCAUUUGGUUCCGAAUUCUGAGCGCUGGAUAUUGCAUUUGUUGUGAUUUCCAACUUAUCAACGACCCGUCUGUAUCCUCAAAAUGGAUGUGGAGCUUUAUGUUUACGACCUGUCCCAGGGACUGGCUCGGAUGUACUCGCUGGCCUUGACGGGCACGCAGAUGGACGCCGUCUACCACACAUCUCUAGUGUUCAACAAUGUCGAAUACUACUUUGGACAAGGCAUUCAGACAGCCCGGCCUGGCAGUACACAUCAUGGGCAGCCUAUGGAGAAGAUCCAUAUGGGGAAGACCGAGUUGCCAUUCGAAGUGAUAGAGGAGUAUCUGCAGUCGCUUAACUCGAUCUAUACGCCAGAGUCCUACGACCUCUUCCUGCACAACUGCAACAACUUCACCCAGGACCUCGCCAUGUUCCUGCUCGGAAAGAGUAUCCCGGAGCAUAUCCGGAACCUACCCCAGACGUUUCUCAACACGCCUUUUGGCCAGAUGUUGAAGCCCCAGAUUGAGGGUGCCUUGCGUGGCGUGACACAAGCCCCAGGCCCUGGACUGACACAGCCGUCUGCCGUACGGCCCGCCGUUCAGCCUCCUCAGAACAAGGUCCAUAUAGUGACCAGCCUGAGCGAGCUCGACGCACGCAUGUCCUUGGCAGCAAAGUCGUGUGCGGUCAUCUUCUUUACAUCGGCGACGUGUCCGCCUUGCAAGAUGAUGUAUCCGCUGUAUGAUGAGCUCGCGCAAGAGGCUGGUCCUAGGGCCGUCCUUAUCAAAGUCGAUGUCAGCAUCGCCCGCGACGUAGGGAUGCGCUACAGAAUUAGAUCAACGCCGACGUUCAUGACGUUCCUACGGGGCGAGAAGCUCGAUCAGUGGAGCGGCGCGGACGCCGGAAAACUACGAGGAAACGUCCGACUACUCGUCGACAUGGCCCAUCCCACGCACCCGCACCGCCAGCUGAACCUCCCCAGCUUCCAGCGCACCCUCACCAACUACGUCAUGUACAAGAAGACCCCUCCCUUGGAGAAGCUCGUCCAGAAGCUCCAGCCGCAUGAUAAGGAUGCUAUCCUCCUCGCGAUAAUCGACUUUAUCAAGCGUCGCAGCGACUCCAAGGUUGCUGCCGACAUACCGUUACCCAAGGAACUACCCGCCUUCCCAUCCUACCUUGAACAAACCUACCACUCCAUCCCACUCGAGAAUCGCUUUGCCCUCGUCGACCUGGCGCGCCUCCUCUUCAUCGAUCCUCGAGUCGCCAGCUACUUUGCCGAAGACCGCACUCACAAAUCCCUCCUCACCCUUCUUACACCAGAAUCCAACGGCGACACAACCCUCCCUUACAACCUCCGCAUCGUCACCCUCCAACUCGCCUGCAACCUUUUCAGCACACCACUCUACACAGAACACCUCUCCUCAAACGGCAGCACCCUCCUCAAAGCCCUCCUCCACCUCCUACCCCCAUCCCUCCUAGACACGCACAACAACCUGCGCGUCGUCGCCGCCUCACUAGCAUACAACCUCUCCGCCCUAAACCACAACGCGCGCUUCGACGGGUCGGGCACGGAGCCCCUCACGGAAGAAGAACAGGUCGAGCUAACAGCCUCGGUGGCCGAAGCAAUCAACCAGGAGUCAGCGAGCGCCGAGGCCCUGCACGGGCUGCUCUUUGCGCUGGGCCUGCUUGUGUACGAGGCGCCGAGUGACGGGGCGGUCCUGGAUCUUUGUCGUGCGCUGGGUGUGAAAGAGGUUGUGCAGGGGAAGGCUGGUGUUGAGGGUGUAGAGAAGAGUUCGGGGGCGCUGGUCAAAGAGGUGGGGAUGUUGUUGGAGAGGGGGUUGUAAAGAUUUACCGUUUCGACUCCGUUGGCUGGACUGGAGGGGGUGGUUAGAGUGGUGGCUUUCUUUCUUUCUUUCUCUCGUUCGUCUUUCAUCAUGCGCUUCUUUCUGUUUCUCGAAACGGGAAUCUUAGACAAGAGACAGGACAGAAGAAGGGGUUCCGUACUUUGUAUAUUGUCCGUUGUCCGUCUCGCCGCCUCAACUCAAAUAUCAACUGCACAAGUCGAUCAAGUCAUCUAUCAGAGACUCAAACCGACAACGUUCAUCAACUUCAUUAUCAAAGAACGAAGCCAGAAGGAUCUACCUCGCGCCUCGUCAAUCCUAAUAUUAAGCCGCAGCGCCGCAGCCCAAGUUGAAGAUCAAAGAAACAACGGGCGUACAUGAUGUGAUCUGCCAUUUGAUCUGAUCAAUGACAAUGAUGAUCGAUGUUGGCGGUGGUUGGCGUCGCCCCUCAGUCCUUUGUUCGAGUCCAUAAGCCAUAAGCCACCAACCGGCCUCUGGACGCCGGGUACGAGUUGUCCCCCUCGACUAAACCGCAAUAGUACACCAAUCUCAAAACUCAAGCUUGAGGCUGCUAGAUACCCUAGGCUAGGCCAUUGUCGCGUAUAUACCGGCUGUUAUUGGGGGAAAGAUGUUACCCAUCCAAGUGAUUUCAGUCUCUGUCACGUCACCCCAGUCGGUGUCGGUGUCAAUAGUACGGAGUACUGUCAUAUCUAUGGGUUAGGUAGAUAGGUAGCGACGGAUUAAUUGGUUUGUAGUUAGUGAGUGACACGAUAGGUUACGAUCCAACAAACACUCGUUAGGCAUCAUCUCGAGACGAGCCUCAAGACCAAAGAAACUCCUUUAGUGGUAGUGACUGACAACGAACUGAGUGACGGGAACCAAAAGGAACAGCAACGGCAGG
Molecule: messenger RNA, 2764 nt
Organism: Aspergillus calidoustus
Lineage: Eukaryota; Fungi; Ascomycota; Eurotiomycetes; Eurotiales; Aspergillaceae
Source: the annotation of a GenBank genome assembly